ACAUCACGGACGCCUUACUUUCGGUUUGCAGACAGUAAAAUAUUUUAACCACCGAUAAUAAGUAAGGUGGCGAAGCGCCUGAUCUGAAAGUAUGUCACAUAAUGUGUUAAAAAUUGAGAAACUGUAGAAAAGAAAAGAAGAUCAAGGUACAGAAUAAAGUUUGUGCAAAAGGAAAUUACCAUAAGUGGUAUAACUACUGAAGAGGAUAUAUGUGGGACUACAGAGUAUUGUCAUGUGACUGAACAUUUAAAUACUACACUGACUGCUGAGUAAGGUUGGUUUAUGGAGAUAAAUGAGGAAUUUUAUCACUAAAGUACUUUAUUGUUAAAUUAACAUGGGAUGAUACCAUGUAAUGUUGUCCUAGAUUUGUGUCAUUUUUAUCGAUAAUAUAAGUGAUUAUUAUUGAUAUGUUAAGGUAUUUGGGAGUAAUUUCUGUGAAAGGUGUCAGUUGGAAAUUUAGAUAAUAUUUAAAGUACCGAAAGGUUCAGUUGAUUAUAGGACUGUGUAAGCUGAAUGUACAUGUGAAAAUGAAAAUGCCUCAAGAAGACAUAGAACAGAAAUUAGAGAAUACAAGGGAGACUACACCUUUACUAUCAAGUGGUUCACCAGUGGAAAGUGAGACUGCUAUAGGUCACGUGCAGCACGGGGAUGCAGACAGCUUAGAUCAGCAGUUAUCAGGCUCCGAGGAGAAUGUCGGUAAAGAUGUGGAGUACCACCUUAUUACUGCGUCAGGAAGCCACAUUGUUGUUAAAUCUGGAGAAUUUCCCAAAGAUGCCAUUGGCGCUACAACAACAAAUAUGGAAUGUUUGAUGCAUCUACUGAAGGGGAUGAUAGGUACAGGGAUAUUAGCUAUGCCUGUGGCAUAUAGAAAUGGAGGACUGUGGGUCAGUUUGGUUGUGGUGUCUAUAAUUGGAAUCAUCUGUACACAUUGUAUGCAUGUCCUUGUUCUGUCUGGGAAUGAACUUUGUAGAAGGACAGGAAAUUCUCAUUUGGACUAUGCCAGUGUAAUGGAGAAAGCAUUUGAAACGAGAGAUGACUGGCUGAAGAAAUGGAGCAGAGCUGCAAGAAACAUUGUGAAUGGAUUUUUGAUUAUCACUCAGUAUGGAUUUUGUUGUGUAUAUACAGUGUUUGUUGCUCAGAACAUAAAACAAGUUGUUGAACAUUCUGGUGCUGUAUCACUAGAUGCCAAGCUGUACAUUGUCAUGGUUUCAGCUCUUCUCAUUCCCUAUGUGAUGGUGAAAAGUUUAAAAGCUCUUGCACCAUUCUCGGCGUUCGCAAACUUGCUCAACUUUGUUGGACUGAUUAUAAUUAUAGUGAACUUGCUACAGGGACUGCCCAGUACCACAGCUCGAGCCUCGGUUGGAGAAAUUAGAACAAUACCCUUGUUCUUUGGGCAGGCAAUUUUUGCAUUUGAAGGAAUAGGACUGGUUCUUCCACUGCAUAAUAAGAUGGUAGAAAAACCAGCAUUUCUUGGUAAAGCUGGAGUGUUAAAUCUUGGACUCACCAUAACAGUUGCAUUGUACAAUGCUGUUGGUUUCUAUGGUUACCUGAAAUAUGGAGAUGAUACAAAAGGGAGUGUAACUUUGAACCUACCACCUGAUGACUGGUUGUAUCUGUCAGUGAGGUUGAUGUUUGCUGUAUCCCUGUUUAUCUCAUAUGGGCUGCAGUUUUAUGUACCUAUCAACAUCAUAUGGCCUUUUAUAGUAGAUAAAGCAGAAAAGAAAUCAAAACAUGUGCCAAAAUUUGCAGAACAUUUUUUUAGGUUCUGUUUAGUUGUUUUAACAUGUGGUCUAUCAGCACUUAUACCUCAUCUAGAUCUGCUCAUCUCACUGAUUGGAGCAUUUGCAAGCUCUUUUCUAGCACUGAUUCUCCCAGCUCUGAUUGAGCUUGUAACUUUCCAGAGUAGUAAACUUGUUUGUUUCAAAAACUGGUUUAUUAUUGCAGUAGGAUUGGUUGGAUUUGUCACAGGAACUUACUCCUCGCUUGUGGAAAUAGCAAAAACAUUUUAACACUAUAUUAUAACUAGAGAAAUUUGAUGAAACUCAGUGUUGACUCACAUAGGUUGAAAUAUAUUUGUUUUUGGCUAAUUUUAGCUUGACUAAUUGAAAUGGUAGAGCUUUGUUGUCACCUUUUAGUCUGAGCCCGAGUCACAAAAGUUGUUCAUGUAGGCAAGUUUCUCAAAAUCAACUAACUUGUAGCCAAACUUUACAUUUUUGCAGAAUUAUGCCCCCUUUUACCUAAAACAUUUUGAAAAAAGUUUUCAUGUAAGCAUGUUUCCUGGAACUAUCAUAACAAAUGGUUUCAAAGUCUUCUUAAGUCUUAAGCAUGAUUAAAUGACCAUUCUGAGCGAGGAUCCAUAACUUCAACUUCAGAAAUUUUGGUAAAGCUUUUGGAUGUAAGCUAGAAAUAUGUGGAAGAUUUUCAGAUAGUCAAGUGCACUGUAGUUGACCAGUUGUUUAAGUAAAACAGUUACCGGGUAAUUUUGUUUUUGUAUUUUGUUAGAAUGAUAUAUGUUUAGUUCUAAGAAUAGAAAAUGUACAUAUAUUGACAAAAUUUUAAAGGCUUUUGCUAAAAUGUUUUUUUAAACAAAUUUUAUAACAAGCUUAGCUUUAUUGUAUAUCCAUAGGUAUAUUGGUUGUUUUAAUAUUAAUACUUUGUCUGUUUAUGACAAAUGACAAUAAUAUAUAUACUAUAUAUGUAUAACAUGACGUAUAUAAUAAUUCCAUGAAAGAAACUUUAGGUUUAAGUAUUCUCUUUUCUAAGAUGUUUUAUUUUUGUUCCAGUUAACUUUUGGCACUGGUGAGAAAACAGUUAUAUCAAAAGUUGAACAACAAUAUUAGACACGUUGAUAUUUUUAAUCUUAUGUAAUAAAAGAAAAUGUGAUACCUUUUUAAAAUCUGUAGUCUUUUAAUUGUUAUGAAUGGUUUAUUAGCUCAUCUGAUUUUUUGAAAAAAAAUGAUGAGUUAUUGUCAUCACUUGAGCGGUUGUCGGCGUCGGCGUCUGCGUCGGCGUUGCCUGGUUAAGUUUUAUGUUUAGGUCAGCUUUUCUCCUAAACUAUCAAAGCUAUUGCUUUGAAACUUGGAAUACUUGUUCACCAUCAUAAGCUGACCCUGUAUAGCAAGAAACAUAACUCCAUCUUGCUUUUUGCAAGAUUUAUGGCCCCUUUUGUACUUAGAAAAUAUCAGAUUUCUUGGUUAAGUUUUAUGUUUAGGUCAACUUUUCUCCUAAACUAUCAAAGCUUUUGCUUUGAAACUUGGAAUACUUGUUCACCAUCAUAAGCAGACCCUGUACAUCAAGAAACAUAACUCAUCUUGCUUUUUGCAAGAAUUAUUGCCCCUUUUGGACUUAGAAAAUCAGUUUUCUUGGUUAAGUUUUAUGUUUAGGUCAGCUUUUAUCCUAAACUAUCAAAGCUAUUCCUUUAAAACUUGCAACACUUGUUCACCAUCAUAAGCUGACCCUGUACAGCAAGAAACAUAACUCCAUCCUGCUUUUUGCAAGAUUUAUGGCCCCUUUUGGACUUAGAAAAUAUCAGAUUUCUUGGUUAAGUUUUAUGUUUAGGUCAACUUUUUCUCCUAAACUAUCAAAGCUAUUCCUUUAAAACUUGCAACACUUGUUCACCAUCAUAAGCUGACCCUGUACAGCAAGAAACAUAACUCCAUCCUGCUUUUUGCAAGAUUUAUGGCCCCUUUUGGACUUAGAAAAUAUCAGAUUUCUUGGUUAAGUUUUAUGUUUAGGUCAACUUUUUCUCUUAAACUAUCAAAGCUAUUGCUUUAAAACUUGCAACUCUUGUUCACCAUCAUAAGCUGGCCCUGUACAGCAAGCAACAUAACUCCAUCCUGCUUUUUGCAAUAAUUAUUGCCCCUUUGGACUUAGAAAAAUCAUUUUCUUGGUUGAAUAUUAUGUUUAAGUCAACUUUUCUCAUAAACUAUCAAAGCUAUUGCUUUAAAACUUGCAACAGUUUUUCACCAUCAUAAGUGGACACUGUACAUCAAGAAACAUAACUCUAUCCUGCUUUUUGCAAGAGUGAUGGCCCUUUUUAGACUUAGAAAAUCAUGGGUAGGACAAUAUUUCUAUUAUACAAAAAAAAUCAGAUGAGCGUCAGCACCUGCAAGGCGGUGCUCUUGUUUAUAUAUGUGAUAAUAUGUACAUAACGUGCAUCUGAUUUUAUGCAUUUUGGACAGUCCAUCAUUCCAGUACUGUCGUCCAAUCUGUUUUUGUUUGCAGAUAAAGGAAUUUUGAAAUACUUCCCACAGCUUGCAUGGUAUCAUUGCAAAAAUCUGGUUAGUAGCACCAAGAUAAUGUAACAGAUUUGUCUUAUUUUUUGUCCAGACAGCGAAUCUGCAAUUAAUGAUUUCAAAAAGAAUAAAAUUUGUAUAAUAUUUCACAAUAUCUUGACAAUUUCUGCGUGCAAGAUCCAGUACCUGUAGCUCCAAGACUGAAGUCACAUAUUGAGGUUAUAUUUCUUGUUUGUACAGUUUCAUUAAUAAGGAUUCAAUACGUUGCAAAGUGUCUAUAAUGAUAUCUAUAAUGACAUGGUGAUGUGUCACACACUAGAUUCCUAAAGCUCCAAUUCUUCCACACUUUGAGGUUGAUCGCCUUGAUGUCUUAUCCAUACCACAAGACUGUUAUCAUCAAGGUGUUUUUAGAAACUAUUUUGAGUAAUUAUUAAUUCACUGCAACAAAAUGAGAGCAUGGAUGAGUUAGUGUCCACACUUAAAGCUGAAUUGUUUCCUAGUUCAAACUUUAUUUUCAGACCAUAAAUUGGCAUCAAACGGUUUUAAAAUACUAAGAAAUCGAUUGUACAUCAUAACACGACAAUGUUUUGUACUGAAUGCAUUGGUUCCCUAUUACAUCAACGUUUGAAGUCUGUAACUUAGAUUCAAACACUUUGUUUCAUAUAUAUACUGAUGACAUUUUGUAGAACUUUGUGAAUCCCGAGUGCACAUUUAUACAAGAACUCGAUACACACUGUACUUAUUUAACGAUUAUGAGAGAAAAUGAAAGUUUGGCAUUUUAAUGUCCAGAUUUAACGAUUGAUGAAUAUGACCCCAGGUUCCUAGCCCCAUGCUCUAUGUCGUGCUCAUUACAUGUUAUUUCAUAAGGGAUUUGGAAUAUUUACUUCCGGUAAACUGACACCACCAUGACAUUUCCUAACCUCCACUCAUGAGGUUAAAAUAGCAAAUGUUUUGUCACAUUCAUGUACUGUAGUUGCUGCAUCCACUCUGUUGUAAAUGAUAGGCUAGAGAUAUACUACAGAAUAUUGUUGUUUCUCGUAGUCUUUGUUCGCCCCAUAUGGUUCUGGGAUGAUCUGGAUAUGAAAAGAAUUGUAACCACUGCCUUACCUUUGCAUGAUCAUAAGAGGCGACUAAUAGUGUCUUAACACUUGGUUUUGCAACCCAAAUAAAUAAAUAAAUUUUGAUGAUUCCUCAAUUGAAUACAAAAUAUUAAACCAAUUCACCAAAGCACUGUAGUUUUUGUUGAAAGAUGUAAAUUAUUGAAAGUUCUAGUUUUCUUUGCACAUACCAUUAUUUCUCAUUUAUCAGCAGACAUUGUGAAAAUCAACAUGUUCCACAUGACCUUGGCAUUUUGCUUUAAGAUAAAGGUUCCACUUUGUAACCUCCAUUUUUCUUGAGAUUUUCAUACUUCAGGGCUAUUUGACUCUUCACAAACAUAUUCUUUAUUGUUAAUGUUGUUUUUGCAUUUUUUCUUGUGGACAUUGACUUAUUAAACUGGUAAUGGUUAAGGCUUUUUGUAUUUCAUUCAUGUUGCAUUUGUAGUUAUAAUAAAUACCAAUUAUUUUAUACAUGUGAAUAAAGUGACUAUUUACUUGAACGUUCCAGUAGAAUCUCAAUUCAGCCUUGUUACAGGAAAAUGUUUGCCUUAGAUGUUAAUUUGCAUUUUAUAAUUAUAUGUUAAAAACAUUGGUUUGUUUUUAGCUCACCUGUCACAAAGUGACAAGGUGAGCUUUUGUGAUCGCGUGGCAUCCGUGCGUAAACUUUUUCUUGUGACCACUCUAGAGGUCACAUUUUUCAUGGGAUCUUUAUGAAAAUUGGUUAGAAUGUUUAUCUUGAUGAUAUCUAGGUCAAGUUCGAAACUGGGUCACAUGCGGUCAAAAACUAGGUCAGUAGGUCUAAAAAUAGAAAAACCUUGUGACCUCUCUAGAGGCCAUAUUUUACAUGAGAUCUUCAUGAAAAUUGGUCAGAAUGUUCACCUUGAUGAUAUCUAGAUCAAGUUCGAAACUGGGUCACGUGGGGUCAAAAACUAGGUCAGUAGGUCAAAAAAUAGAAAAACCUUGUGACCUCUCUAGAGGCCAUAUUUCUCAAUGAAUCUUCAUGAAAAUUGGUCAGAAUGUUCACCUUGAUAUUUCGAAACUUGCUCACGUCGGGUCAAAAACUAGGUCAGUAGGUCAAAAAAUAGAAAAACCUUGUGACCUCUCUAGAGGCCAUAUUUUUCAGUGGAUCUUCAUGAAAAUUGGUCAGAAUGUUCAUCUCGAUGAUAUCUAGGUCAAGUUCGAAACUUGGUCACAUACAUUCAAAAACUAGGUCAGUAGGUCUAAAAAUAGAAAAACCUUGUGACCUCUCUAGAGGCCAUAUUUUUUAUGAGAUCUUCAUGAAAAUUAGUCAGAACUUUCACCUUGAUGAUAUCUAGGUCAAGUUCGAAACUGGGUCACGUGGGGUCAAAAACUAGGUCAGUAGGUCUAAAAAUAGGAAAACCUUGUGACCUCUCUAGAGGCCAUAUUUCUCAAUGGAUCUUCAUGAAAAUUGGUCAGAAUGUUCAGCUUGAUGAUAUCUAGGUCAAGUAUGAAACUGGGUCACGUGCGGUCAAAAACUAGGUCAGUAGGUCGAAAAAUAGAAAAACCUUGUGACCUCUCUAGAGGGCAUAUUUUUCAUGAGAUCUUCAUGAAAGUUGGUGAGAAUGUUCAGCUUGAUGAUAUCUAGGUCAAGUUCAAAAGUGGGUCACGUGCCUUCAAAAACUAGCUCAUUAGGUCAAAUAAUAGAAAAACCUUGUGACCUCUAGAGGUCAUAUUUUGCAAUGGAUCUUCAUGAAAAUUGGUCAGAAUUUUUUAUCUUGAUGAUAUCUGGGUCACAUGUGCUCAAAAACUAGGUCACUGUGUCAAAUAAUAGAAAUAACGACGUCAUACUCGGUUCACCACUGGGUCAUGUGGGGAUAGGUGAACGAUUCAGGACCAUCAUGGUCCUCUUGUCUUAUUGUAUAUCUCUAUAUUGGAGAUAUAUUGAUUAUGUCUUUCUGAACAUGUUAGCUCAUCUGUCUGUUCGUCUGUCGCAAUAGUUUGACCCAACUGCUCCUCUGAAACUUCUGAUUCAGAACUUUCGUAUUCUUAUUAUGUCUGGUAUUUUAGGAUAAAAAUUCCUGUAUAUGAGUGAUUAAAAAUUACUAGGGGAUG
Molecule: messenger RNA, 7405 nt
Organism: Mercenaria mercenaria
Lineage: Eukaryota; Metazoa; Mollusca; Bivalvia; Venerida; Veneridae
Product: proton-coupled amino acid transporter 1-like
Exons: 11
Coding region: 528-2009 (493 amino acids)
Biological process (GO): amino acid transmembrane transport
Cellular component (GO): vacuolar membrane
Molecular function (GO): amino acid transmembrane transporter activity
Source: RefSeq, a predicted model, not a curated record